Molecule: messenger RNA, 837 nt
Organism: Anopheles arabiensis
Lineage: Eukaryota; Metazoa; Arthropoda; Insecta; Diptera; Culicidae
Exons: 2
Coding region: 1-837 (278 amino acids)
Source: RefSeq, a predicted model, not a curated record
AUGAUGGAGUUUUUGGAGGAGCAGUGUCGAAUUUCUGAGAAGCUCGAUACCAGCGUGAAAACAUCGACGGAAAGUACGAAGCCGAAAACAGUGGCAAGGAGCCUGGAAACAAAACCCGCUGAAGUCGCAGUCAGUGGUCUGAACGGCAAUAGAACUCGUCUUUGCCGUAAACUGCGCACGACGAUCAGGUCUCGUGCCAGUGACUUUACAGCUGAGUUUGACUUCCUAGUGACACCACGAAUCACUGGGGAACUUCCGACGAAGUCUUUCGACAUAUCACAGUGGCCCAUCUCGAGCGAACAGGUGCUGGCUGACCCUACCUUCAACAGAAGAGGACCUGUCGAUAUGCUGAUUGGCGCUGGAAGUUUUUGGAACCUGAUGCUUGACGGCCGAUGUGAACUUGGCCCGAACCGACCUACGCUGCGAUACACAAAGCUGGGUUGGAUCGCUGGAGGUGUGAUCGCGAGCGACACGACGGUCGUUGCGCGUACACUUUGCCAAACUGCUGACGAUGAGCCGCUCAUCGAACUGCUGAGGAACUUCUACAAGGUAGAAUCCUGCGACGAGCUCCGCCCUUCCCCGAAGGCGGAUGACGAAGCGUGCCUGGAACACUUCCGGCGCACACACGAGCGAACUGAGGAGGGACGGUAUCUAGUACGACAUCCGUUCAACGAACGUAAACGCGAGCUUGGCGGCUCGCGAGACACAGUACUGCGACGUUUUCUGGCUUUGGAGCGAAAAAUUGACAAGCAGCCGGACUUAAAGGAGCAAUUCGGUGUCCUGCGCCGGUGUUUGUGGUUCGAAGCAUCAUACCCAUUGCACGGGUUUGUCCCGUGA